Haliotis rubra (blacklip abalone) is the source of this 345-nucleotide messenger RNA. RefSeq names its product methyltransferase-like protein 7A. The record is from RefSeq and is a predicted model, not a curated record. The transcript is spliced from 2 exons. Gene Ontology annotation, molecular function: S-adenosylmethionine-dependent methyltransferase activity. Lineage: Eukaryota; Metazoa; Mollusca; Gastropoda; Lepetellida; Haliotidae. Bases 1 to 345 code for a protein of 114 amino acids.
AUGCCCGAGGUUGAAGACAACAGUUGUGAUGCUGUGGUCUGUACUCUGGUGUUGUGCACUGUGAGGGAUGUCAAGGCUGUUUUAAGUGAAGUCCUAAGAAUAUUGAAACCAAAUGGAAUCUUCUAUUUUGUGGAACAUGUGGCAUCAAAGAAGGGUAGGUUCAAGAGGAGGAUCCAGAACUUGAUCAACCCAAUUUGGAAGAAGAUGGUGGAUGGUUGCAACAUUAACAGGGAGUCUUGGAAUGACAUCCAUCAAGCUGGUUUCUCAAAAGUUGACCUGACACAUUUUGAUAUUCACAUGUUCAAGACUAGCACUCCAGGUAUCUAUGGAAAGGCUGUCAAGUAG